GUACUAAUGUGAAAGCAGUCUUUCGGUAUUAAACCAGCGUCGACAGUCAUGGGGGUUCCAAUGUCCCUCAGGCUUCCAUCUGUGACCGGGCCGCACCCUGUGGGCUGCACUGACAUCAUGGUGGGACUUGGCAAGGAGGGCAGCUUUUUCCGCUUCUACUAUCCCAGUGCCUCUUCGUGUGACCAGCAGCACCCCCUGUGGGCACCAAGUACAGAGUACACGACGGGACUGGUCAGCUCUUUAGGCAUGGAGAGCAAAGCAGCACAGUAUGGGGCUUCAUUGAUACUCGGUCGCAGUCGAAUACCGGUCUCAUGGAAUGGGCCGAUUCUGCAUGGAACGGACAAGAGACCACUCAUAAUCUUUUCUCACGGGCUUGGAGCCUUCAGGGCAGUAUACUCUUCAUUGUGUAGUGAGUUGGCAUCGCAUGGCUUUCUGGUGGCUGCCGUGGAACACAAGGAUGGGUCAGCAUGUGCCACAUAUUAUUUUGAGGAUCUACCCCACACACAUUCCCAAGGGCACCCACAGAAGGUCUGGGUUCCAUUUAGAAAAGUGGAUCCCGGAAUGAAAGAGUUUUAUCUCCGAAACUACCAGCUACAUCAAAGAGCAACUGAGUGUGUUAAAGCUGUUCGGGUCCUUGAAAACAUCAAUGCAGGAAUGAUAGAAUCUAGCAUCACUGUGACAGACUUCCAACUGCACAAUCUGACGGGCAGGAUUGAUCUCAGUAGGGUAGCCAUCAUGGGUCAUUCUUUUGGAGGAGCAUCAGCUUUGCUUAGUUUGGUCAAAGAUGAUAUUUUUAGGUGUGCAAUCGGGCUAGAUGCCUGGAUGUUUCCUCUGGAAAAUGCUGCUUACCCAAACAUCCAAAAGCCAACAUUAUUCAUCAACAAUGAAAAUUUCCAGACAGCUUCCAGUAUUCAGAAAAUGAAGAAACUGAAUUUUGGACAGGAAGGGGCCAAAAUCGUCACAGUCCUGGGAUCCGUUCAUCAGAGUCCAACGGAUUUUGCCUUUAUGACAGGGUAUAUGGCAAAUAAAAUUCUUGGACCUCGUGGGACAAUUGAUCCGCAGAUCUGCCUGGAGGCCACAGUUGCAUCAGCACUGAGCUUCCUCUAUAAGCAUCUGGUACUGCCUGAAGAUUCCCCAAAGUUGCUUAAGUUAAGUGGAGCAAUUAGGGACCAUCUCAUUGAGGACGUUUCAUCAGCAGAUUCCAGCAAACUGUGAGAUAUUUCAAAAGAGACAUCAAAGCAUCCAUUUCAUAAAUACCAAGAUAAAUACUAAAAACCAUUAAUUGGCCUGGGACAGACAGGUGGUUUAUUGUCACACAGGGAGCCUUUUUGAUGCACUAAAUAAAAGCAAUAUACUGUUGAGAGACUGCAGUGUCAUGGAGGAAGCUGCCGGGUGUACUCACGCUGAAGUCAUUGUUGUGACAGUUACAAGCUCUUCAGAGGACACGCUGCCUGCAAUGUGUAGCUACCAAACAUAGAACAUCAUCAAUUCUGCAACACUGUUAUAUAAAGACUAAGCUGCAGUAAGUAGUUUCAAUUCCAUACAGACCAAGGAAAUUAUUGCAAUUAUUUUUUUCCCCAAGCUAUAAAAAUGCUUAGUACAAUAUAAUGGAAAAAAAUAAGUAAUGCCAAUAAAGAAGAGAUGCUAUAACAACUUGGUUUUACA
Messenger RNA from Spea bombifrons (plains spadefoot toad), 1665 nucleotides. RefSeq names its product platelet activating factor acetylhydrolase 2 (gene PAFAH2). The record is from RefSeq and is a predicted model, not a curated record. The transcript has 10 exons. NCBI's taxonomy places the organism in Eukaryota, Metazoa, Chordata, Amphibia, Anura, Pelobatidae. Gene Ontology annotation, molecular function: 1-alkyl-2-acetylglycerophosphocholine esterase activity. Bases 49 to 1215 code for a protein of 388 amino acids.